Glarea lozoyensis ATCC 20868 is the source of this 1011-nucleotide messenger RNA. Its product is annotated as Phosphoenolpyruvate/pyruvate. Gene Ontology annotation, molecular function: magnesium ion binding; 3-methyl-2-oxobutanoate hydroxymethyltransferase activity. Gene Ontology annotation, biological process: pantothenate biosynthetic process. The transcript is spliced from 2 exons. Lineage: Eukaryota; Fungi; Ascomycota; Leotiomycetes; Helotiales; Helotiaceae. Gene Ontology annotation, cellular component: mitochondrion. The record is from RefSeq and is a predicted model, not a curated record. Bases 1 to 1011 code for a protein of 336 amino acids.
AUGUCGCGAUCAAUUUCCAUCGCGAAAGGGUCUUGUGCCCUUCUAUCGCAAAACACUCGCCCGGCUUCAUUUGCGGUGAAGCCUUUAUUGUCGCAAUGGCAAGGCAGAAAUAGCUCUCACUCUCCUAUGGGAGGAGUAGGUGGAAACUUGAGGAAGAAGAUUACGCUCAAUACUAUUCGGACUCUGUACAAGAAAGGAGAACCGAUCACCAUGUUGACUGCCCAUGACUUCCCUAGCGGACACGUCGCAGACGCUGCCGGUAUAGAGAUCGUGCUGGUUGGGGACAGCCUUGCUAUGGUCGCCAUGGGUAUGGAAGACACGAGCGAAGUUCUUUUGGAAGAGAUGUUGCUUCAUUGUCGCUCCGUGUCCAGGGCAGCCAAGACUUCCCUCAUUAUUGGAGAUCUACCUAUGGGAUGCUACGAGAUUGCACCAGAACAAGCCCUGGAAUCUGCCAUACGAGUGAUAAAGGAAGGUCGAGUACAUGGUGUGAAGCUCGAAGGUGGAAUAGAGAUGGCCCCAACAAUCAAGAAGAUCACAACAGCUGGAAUUCCUGUGCUAGCUCAUAUCGGGUUGACACCACAACGACAAAAUGCGCUUGGUGGCUUUCGAGUCCAAGGUAAGACUGCCGCGGGCGCAACGAAGAUUCUUGAAGACGCGCUCGCAAUUCAAGAAGCUGGAGCGUUUGCGACUGUCUUGGAGGCGGUACCCGCGGAGAUCGCAGCUCUCAUCACCAAGAAGUUGUCAAUUCCAACGAUCGGUAUUGGCGCUGGUAAUGGGUGUUCUGGCCAGGUGUUGGUACAGGUGGAUAUGACCGGAAACUUCCCACCAGGUCGGUUUAUUCCCAAAUUCGUGAAGAAGUACGGAGAUGUCUGGAGCGAAAGUAUGAAAGCUAUCGAAGCAUAUCGGGAUGAGACCAAGAGCCGCGCAUAUCCUGCCCCUGAGCACACGUAUCCGAUUUCGAAAGAGGAGCUUGCAGAGUUCGAGCGAGUUUUAGGAUACCAGGAUGUCUGA